AUGACUGCGCUGGCAUUGGUGCAGCAGUCGGUGGCCUCCUGUCCAGAUCAGCCAGCCCUACGCUUCCUGACCACAGAGAGAACACUGGGGUGCCUGACAUAUCGCCAGGUGUGGCAGCUGAGUGGCCUCAUCGCCGACCGUUUGCAGGGAGGUGUCCUGGGUGUCGCCAUUGAUGAUGGGCCAUACCUGGCACUUGCAGAGCUCGCAGGAUGGAGAAGGGGCAUGGUGCUUGUGCCACUGGACCCACAUGAUCCGGUUUCCCGCCUCUGCCAUGUGGCCAAAGAGUCGCAAGCGACUUGCCUCGUCACGAAAGACUGGGGCGACGCCAAGAAGCUCGCAGAGAUCGGCCGGGUGUUGGACCUGAGCACGGAAGUUCCCUUGAGCUCAGACCUUGCCUCGCCCGAGCCGGAAACCCUCGCGGCCCUGGAUCCGACCUCUCCGGCCUACAUGUGGUUCACAAGCGGCUCGACAGGUCAGCCGAAAGGAGUUUUGAUCUCUCACCAGGCGUUCUGCAACUGGUGCAAAGUCAAGAAUCCGCCGCAGUCCAUAUGCUCAUCAAGUGUAGUGCUGAUCGCAUCGGCCUCGACCUUCGAUCCAUCGAUCGGAGACAUUUUUGCAACCUGGGCCGUUGGGGGCACUGUGGCCGUGGCACCCCGUAUGCUGUUCUUUGCAAACCUGGGCUGGGCCAUCGACCGUCUCGAGGUAACACACGUAACCUGCACUCCAUCUCUCUGGCAGUCUCUCGAGAAUGGCAUGGACUUGCCGAGUCUCACUAGCGUUUGCCUUGGAGGGGAGCGCGCCCCUCAACCUUUGCUCGAUCAGUGGGCACCGGCCCUCAAACUGUUGAACACUUAUGGAACGACAGAGUGCACCGUUUGGCAGACCCUACGCCACAUGCUGCCUGGAGAUCGUGCGACAUUGGUGGGGCGCCCCUAUCCUGGCAAUGAAGUGCGGAUUUUCGAACGUGACGGAUUGGCACAGCAGAAGGACGACGAGGUUGGUGAGAUCGUUCAGGGCGGCGUCCAAGUGGGCAUUGGAUACCACAACCGACCGGAACUCACAGCUGCAAAGUUCGUUGAGCUCCCGAACCUGCCGGGCAGAUGGUAUCGAACUGGCGAUGGUGGGCGUCUUUUGGAUGGAGAGCUUGAGGUUAUGGGGAGGUUCGACAACCAAGUCAAAAUUCGUGGAAUGCGCGUCGAGCUUGGUGAGAUUGAGUCGGCUGUCGUGCAGACUUCGUCUGGUAUCAUCGCCAACUGCUCAGUGAAGCUUCGUGAUGGCUUCUUGGUGGCCUACUGCCAGGUGUCUGUCGAUGCGGCUGUCAUGAUGCAUGAGCCCUACUGCGUGCUGCCGGUGGUCAGCGACUUCCUUCUCACGCGUUCCAGCACGGAGCUGCCACGGCACAUGCUUCCGAGUCGUUUCGUGCUCAUGCAGCGACUCCCUCUGACGCAGAAUGGGAAGGUUGACACAAAAGCCUUGCCGGAGAGCGUGGACGUCUCCUCCACGUCGUCCUCAUCUCUGACAGCUCUCGAGCGCGUGGUGGCCAGCGUGUGGGAGGAAGUGCUGAAGCGGUCGGGAGUCGGGCCGAACGACCACUUCCUCGCACUGGGAGGGCACUCCAUGUCGGUGCUGCAGGUCUCCCGGCGCCUGGUUGCAUUGGCCACCGCUGCCGGGCAAGAUGCCAGCCCUGCGAGCCCUUUGGGCAUCAUCCUGUCCCCAGAGAAGCUGAUCCACUCGCCCCGGCUACGAAUCUACUGCCAGAUGUUGGCUCGAGGUGGCGUCCGCUUCCCAGGCACGGAUGCUUCUAUGACCGAGGAGAAGAUCAGCGAGGAGGACGUUGCGGAACUGCGGAUCAACUACGUGAAGCACAAGGUCCAGCGCGGCGAUCGAGAUCCUGAGCUGGACCAUGGUGCGUGGGAGCAAGUUCCGGAAGACACCGCCGAGCAGCUGCUCUGCCGUGCGGCUGAGGCCGGCCUCGUGCCUCUGGUACGCUUGCUGCUUCGCGAAGGGGCUCCUGUGGAAGGAGGCACCCUGCAGGGACAAUAUGCCAGACACGGCUCGACGCCCUUGAUUUUGGCUGUGAUGGGGAACCACGUAUGCUGCGCUGAAGAGCUUCUCCAGCACCGCGCACAGCCACAGCAACGGGAUGCUCAUGGCACGCCCACGCUUCUCAAAGCUGCAGAGCGCUGCGGCCAGCGGAUGGUAGAGUUGCUGCUCGAGGCCAGGGCUGAUGUCGAAGCAACGGACACAGCGAGCCGCAGUACCUCGCUUCAUGCAGCAGCCAAAGCCGGCAACCCUGCCACUGCGACCGCACUGCUCCAAGGUAAUGCUGGAGCUGAUUGGCUGGACCGCUGGAAUCGAACACCACUUCACUGGGCGGUCUUCCACGGUCAUGUGGAGGUGUGUCAGGUGUUGGUGGAAGCUGGUGCACGAACCUCCGGCACUGUGGGUGAACAUGCUGGCCGAUUCUUCAUUGCCACAGAAGCCUGCGGAAACCUUCCACACCGAGUGUUGAAGCAGACUGCAUCCUUCGUGACUCCACGGGCACUCGCCACAGAGCGAUUUCCAGAUGGCGGGCCGAUCCGCAAACUGUUGGACAGCAAAGUGUGA
Molecule: messenger RNA, 2607 nt
Organism: Symbiodinium necroappetens
Lineage: Eukaryota; Dinophyceae; Suessiales; Symbiodiniaceae
Source: the annotation of a GenBank genome assembly